Messenger RNA from Cooperia oncophora, 3348 nucleotides. The record is from the annotation of a GenBank genome assembly. NCBI's taxonomy places the organism in Eukaryota, Metazoa, Nematoda, Chromadorea, Rhabditida, Trichostrongylidae.
AUAGGCUAUCGGCGCCCAGCCCAGCAAGCGUUCCAUCUAUACGGCGUCGGCAAAUUUUUAUUCGAGUCAGCUGGAGAAAUUAAAAAACUUACCUUUUCCUUAUUUUCCUUAUCUACCGUGGGCUCUCUUACCCCAUCAUUUGACUUUAUCCUUAACGUCUUCAUCUACCAUAGGUUCUCGUACCCCGUCCUUUUUAUUACCUUCUUAUUCUUUCUUCUUUACAUUCGAUUUUAUACUUAUCAUUCGAAAAAUUUUCCUGUUCUAGGACAUAAUCACUACGUGAUGUGUGCACAGUUUCACCCUUCUGAAGAUCUCGUAGCAUCGGCUUCACUUGACCAGACUGUACGUAUUUGGGACAUCUCCGGAUUGCGAAAGAAACAGCUACCUGGUGGUGGCGGCAGUGCACCCAGAUCGGGAACGGGACCGCAGUCACAGGCUGACUUGUUUGGACAGCCAGAUGUUGUCGUGAAGCACGUCUUGGAAGGCCAUGAUAGAGGUGUGAACUGGGUAGCUUUCCAUCAUUCUAUGCCCAUUCUCGUCUCAGGAUCAGAUGAUCGUCUAGUCAAACUGUGGAGGUACAAUGAAUCUAAAGCCUGGGAGGUGGACAGCUGCCGCGGUCACUACAAUAAUGUGUCGUCUGUUCUAUUCCAUCCGAAAGCUGAGUUGAUUCUUUCAAACUCUGAGGAUAAAUCGAUUCGAGUUUGGGAUUUGCAGAAAAGGACAAGUCUUCAUGUUUUCAGACACGAGAACGAGCGAUUCUGGGUGCUGUCUGCUCAUCCAAAUCUCAACAUGUUCGCUGCUGGUCAUGAUAAUGGCAUGAUUGUCUUCAAGAUUCAACGUGAAAGACCGGCUUACUGCAUUGCUGAGAAUCUCGCAUUCUAUGUCAAAGACAAGCAACUUCGUCGUCUUGAUCUCACUACCAACAAAGACCAAGGAACGUGCAAACUUCGUACGGCGGCGGCAUUCAUGCAACCUUAUUAUGCGUUGUCAUACAAUCCAGCCGAGAACGCCUUUCUGCUCACUAGCCGCUCUCACAACAAAGAGCAAUGCUUCUACGACAUCUACAGAGUGCCCAAGGAUUCAGACGGAAACACAGAAGCCCCAGUGAAUAGAUCACCAGGAAUCGCUGCUGUGUGGGUGGCUCGAAACAGAUAUGCUGUUCUGGAUAAGAACCAGCAGGUGCUUAUCUACUUACCCAAGCUGCUAUAUAUACGCAAGAUUGAAAUGAAUAUCCCCAUUGACGAUUUGUUCUAUGCGGGUACUGGUGUGAUUCUGCUGAGAAAUGAAGAGGGUCUGCAGUUAUUCGAUGUGCAGCAGAAAAGGGUGAUGGCACAUGUGAAAGCCAGCAAGGUGCGAUAUGUAAUCUGGUCGAAGAAUAUGGAAUAUGGUGCUCUGCUUUCUAAGCACACGCUUACGCUCAUCAAUCGGAAGUGCUAUGCUCUCAAGCAAGAGUCCACCCGUGUGAAAAGUGGUGCUUGGGAUGAUGACGGCGUUUUUCUGUACACUACUAGUAAUCAUAUCAAGUAUGCGCUCACUGCAGGAGACUGCGGUAUUGUUCGUACCCUCGACCUACCAUUGUACGUCCUAGCAGUCCGUGGCAGCAUUUUGUACUGUUUGAAUAGAGAGGCGACUCCCGUCGAAGUGCCAAUUGAUCCGACGGAGUAUCGAUUCAAACUAGCGCUGAUUAAUCGACGUAUUGAUGAGGUGCUAAAUAUGGUCAAGAGCUCAACACUGGUUGGCCAGUCGAUUAUCAGCUAUUUGGAAAAGAAGGGUUAUCCAGAAAUCGCAUUACAUUUUGUGAAGGAUGAGCGAACUCGUUUUGGUCUCGCUCUUGAAUGCGGAAAUCUCGAUGUGGCUCUCGAGGCAGCCAAGAUUUGCGAUGACAAGGCUAUAUGGGAAGCGUUGGGUGAGGCGGCUCUGAUUCAGGGUAAUCAUCAAGUCGUCGAAAUGGCCUACCAAAGGACGAAGAAUUUCGAGAAGUCCGUGAUUAGAGUUUACGAUGGGAUCAGUUUCCGGAGUACGCUGAAGAUCACCUGUUUCAGGCUGUCAUUCUUGUAUCUUGUCACCGGCAAUAGUGAGAAGCUUUCAAAGAUGAUGAAGAUCGCCCAGAUGAGGAAUGAUGCGCACGGCCAUUACCAAACAGCCCUGUAUCUCGGUGACAUAGAGGAAAGGAUCAAAGGUGAGUGCAAAUCCAGAUGGACGGUAAGGCGGCAGGCAUGGGAGAGCGAAGGAGAGCUACCUUGUUGGCGGAGUGAUGGAGUAAUUGAGGUUGACGAUGACGAUAUUCUAGCUGGAACUGCUGAAGAAGGAGAGGCAGGAUGGGAUGUGGAGGACGACUUGGCCAUUCCUGAUGUGCCUGCAGGAGUCGGAGCUGAAGAUGUUGUUGUACCGAACCGUGCCCAACCUCCUCCGUCACAUUGGCCGGCGAACAGCCGUCUUGUGGCCGAUCAUGUUGCUGCCGGAUCGUUUGAAUCCGCGCUUCGUCUGCUUCACGAUCAACUUGGUGUCGUGAACAAGAUGCCGUUCAAGGAGAUUUUCAUGGCUACCUAUGCUUGCUCACGUGUCUCAUUCACUGCAUUGCCAAAUACCAAAGUGCUUUUCGGUUACCCACUAAGAAACUGGCAAGAAGCGUCUGGAAAGAGUGGUCUUCCAGCAGUUGCGGUAACCCUUGCAGAUUUGGCAUCACGGCUACAAGGGUGCUACCAUAUGACAACUGCGGGUAAAUUUGCAGAUGCCAUUGAUAAACUGCGAAAAAUUCUUUUGUUCGUUCCGAUGCUCGUUGUCAGCUCAAAACAAGAGGUUGCGGAAGCCGAACAGCUCAUUGAAAUCUGUAGAAAUUAUCUGGUUGGUCUAGUGAUGGAGAUGGCGAGAAAGGAGAUACCAAAGACUACCCCAGCUGAUCUGAAACGAAAUGCUGAGAUGUUGGCGUACUUCACGCACUGUGAACUCCAACCGGUUCAUCGGAUUCUCACGCUAAGGACCGCUAUAAAUGCGUUCUUCAAACUGAAGCAGAUGCGAACAUGUGCUUCGAUGUGUAAACGACUUCUGGAGCUUGGCCCAAAACCCGAUGUUGCUGCUCAGGUAAGAAAAGUGCUCGCAGCAGCUGAACAGGAUAACAAGGACCCCCAUCAGCUGGCUUACGACGAGCACAAUCCAUUUGUUGUCUGUUCGCGUAAUUAUGUACCGUUAUACCGUGGAAAACCUCAAUGCAAAUGUCCAUUCUGUGGAGCGUCGUUCUCUGUUGGCUUGGAGGGUACCGUAUGCGAUGGCCGGGCCGGGGCUGUUGUUCAGGUAGCAGAAAUCGGAAAGGAUGUGAUUGGUCUCCGGAUUUCUACUCUCCAAAAAUAG